Messenger RNA from Cucurbita pepo subsp. pepo (vegetable marrow), 451 nucleotides. Its product is annotated as ubiquitin-fold modifier 1. Gene Ontology annotation, cellular component: nucleus; cytoplasm. NCBI's taxonomy places the organism in Eukaryota, Viridiplantae, Streptophyta, Magnoliopsida, Cucurbitales, Cucurbitaceae. The record is from RefSeq and is a predicted model, not a curated record. Gene Ontology annotation, biological process: protein K69-linked ufmylation.
GCUUCGUCAGACCAAAGAGAUCGAAAAUGGCGGGUGCUGGUGGCGGAAAGGUCUCCUUCAAAGUGACCCUCACCUCGGACCCUAAGCUCCCUUUCAAAGUGUUUAGUGUUCCAGAGGCCGCGCCCUUCACCGCUGUCCUUAAAUUUGCCGCUGAAGAAUUUAAGGUGCCCCCGCAAACCAGCGCCAUCAUCACCAAUGAUGGCGUUGGAAUCAACCCUCAGCAAAGUGCUGGCAAUGUCUUCCUCAAGCACGGCUCUGAACUACGCCUGAUUCCUCGUGAUAGAGUCGGAGCUGCUGGAUCUAUGAGAAUGUAAACUACAAUACUCGCCUUAGUCAACUGGCUCCACACUUUUUUUUAUCACAUUACUGCAAUUGAUGAGAUGAGAACCAAUGUCUGCUUAUCCUUUCGAUUUCACUAGAAUCAAUAAAAUAUAAAAAGUGUUUCAUCCAA